UAAAAGCAGGACGACGACCAUCGGGCAUUCGCAACUUGGAGCUUGACGAUGCAGAGUGGCAAUCAUAGGUGUCUCCUUGCGAUUGUGGUACUCUCAUGCAUAUCUGAGAUCAUUGGAUUUUCGGGGCCCUUAUCCAAUCCGAAUGGGGAACACGGUCAGAUCCGUCCACUUGAUACCACCCCACGAGGUCAAUUAGAAACACCUAUAAAAACUUGGUCCAAGAGCCUCGUAAAAAGAGAGGAAUCAUACUCGCCAUGGAUGGGACGGAAAAAGCGAUCAGAAUAUUCGCCUUGGGCAGGAAAACGAGCCCUCAUCAGCAAGGAAGAUAUUCCCAAGCCCAAGAAAUUCCUUCCAUGGGUCGGAAAACGAAGUCAAGAAAAUCGUUCACUCGCAUGGGAUCAAAUGGAACAGAACCAAUACAAUUGGGAUCGGAUGCGACUAGGGGGGUCGGGAUUCAAUUGGGAUCGACUUCGGAGAAGUGAUCCAGAGUCCUUGGAAAUGGGCGAGUAUCCUAUUUCCUCACUUCACAUGUCACGCAACAAUAAUGUUCUAGAGAGGCUCAGAAAGAGUGGAGCCGGCUACCAGUGGGAUCGUCUUCGGAAACGUCAUGGCUACAAGGAUGAUCGUGCCCAUAGAGUUGAAAUUUAAGCUGAUUAUUCGAUAAAAGUGCGCAGAUGUGCACAAAAGUAAAACCAUUUCGUGGGGAGGAGAGUUUGUUUUGACUGUUGUUGUAUAGUUACGAUGAAACAACAACCCUGUUCACUAUGAAUGUAAUGCCGACGUUGACAGAAUUGCACCUUCUCUCCAAACAGCCCAAUUUUAGAUCUCGAUUUAGAGGAAACGAAACAUGGAUCUGAAAUUGACUACCACCCUGUGGAUUACCUACAAUCUCAUAAUUUACCCAAAGGUUUGAAAAGAUGAAUAGCUCGUGUUGAGGAUGUUUUAUGGCGUAUAUAUUUAUUCCAAAUACAAUGUUGCAUCCUA
Tigriopus californicus is the source of this 984-nucleotide messenger RNA. RefSeq lists its product as uncharacterized. Bases 49 to 648 code for a protein of 199 amino acids. Lineage: Eukaryota; Metazoa; Arthropoda; Copepoda; Harpacticoida; Harpacticidae. The record is from RefSeq and is a predicted model, not a curated record. The transcript has 4 exons.